AUGGGACAGACUGUGACGACUCCCCUGACUUUGACUUUAACCCACUGGACUGAUGUUAGGACUAGGGCCCGCAAUUUGUCUGUUGAAAUACGGAAAAGGCCUUGGCAGACUUUCUGCUCUUCUGAAUGGCCCACCUUUGUGGUUGGCUGGCCCCGGGAAGGUGUUUUUAACCUGCCCCUUAUUUCUGCAGUUAAGAAGAUUGUUUUCCAGACUGAAGGAGGACACCCGGACCAAGUCCCCUACAUCCUCGUCUGGCUGGACCUCGUCCUAAACCCACCACCAUGGGUCAAGCCUUGGGUUCUCGAACCCCCUGAGGCAGCCCCCACAACAGUGGCGGUCGUCUCAGACCCAAAACCAGAGGCUACUACCUCUCCACGGCCCUCAGCUCCCCCACCUCUUUAUCCUGAGAUAGACAGCGACCCCCUUCUUGAUCUCCCUCUCCCUCCCCCUUAUGCUCAACCCCGGCUUCCUCCCCAGCAGGCCCAGCCAGCACCACCAGGAGAGCAUUUCGACACGAGACAGUCCUCUGUUGCAGGUUCAUCAGCACCAGGACCGGCAAGGGAAACUUGAAGCCGAAAAGGCCGUAGCACAGAAGCUGAAACUAUCACCGUCCCCCUCCAGGCGAUCAGCAUCCCACCAGGGGAAGACCAGCUCCCUCCUCUACAAUAUUGGCCUUUUUCCUCAGCCGAUCUCUAUAAUUGGAAAACUAACCAUCCUUCCUUUUCAGACAAUCCCUCAGCCCUCACGGGACUUCUAGAAUCCCUAAUGUUUUCUCACCAACCCACCUGGGAUGACUGUCAGCAGCUCUUCCAAGUCCUCUUUACAAAAGAGGAAAGAGAGUGAAUCCCUUUGGAAGUCUGAAAAAAUGUCCCUGGUGCCUACGGGACACCAACUAACCUCCCCAAUCUUAUAGAUGAAGGGUUUCCCCUGAUCAGACCUGACUGGGACUUCAACACCGCAGAAGGUAGGGAGCGUCUCACCGUCUACCGCCGGGCUCUGAUAGCGGGUCUCAGAGGGGCUGCAAGACAGCCCACCAAUUUGGCUAAAGUAAGGGAGGUUAUUCAGGGUCCUACUGAGCCGCCCUCGGUCUUUCUGGAGCAUUUAAUGGAGGCCUAUAGAAGGUAUACCCCUUUCGAUCCGACUUCGCUAGGGCAGCAGGCAGCAGUAGCAAUGGCUUUUAUCAGGCAAUCUGCCCCAGACAUAAAACGAAAGUUACAGAGGCUAGACGGACUUCAGGAUUACUCCCUACCUGAUCUAGUGAAGGAGGCUGAGAAAGUGUUUCACAAGAGGGAGACAGAGGAAGAAAAGAGAGAAAGAGAGAGGAGAGAGGUAGAAGAAAGGGAGAAUCGGCGAGACUGCUGACAGGAAAGAAACUUGACUAGAAUAUUGGCCGCAGUAAUAGGAGACAGUAAAAUUAACAGAGAGAGCAAAGGACAGGCAGGGUACCUGGGAGACUGGACAAAAAGACCCCCAAGGAAGCAAGGACCACCACUGGAUAAGGAUCAGUGUGCCUACUGCAAAGAAAAGGGACAUUGGGCAAGAGAAUGCCCCAAGAAACACUCAAGAGGACCUAAAGUUCUGGCUUUGGAUGAGGACUAGGGGAGACGGGGCUCGGGCCCCCUCCCCAAGCCUAGGGUAACACUCUUAGUAGAGGGGACUCCUAUUAAUUUCCUAGUGGACACCGGUGCCAAGCACUCAGUACUCACCAGGCCCUUGGGCCAGCUAGGACAGAAAAGAACUAUGGUGAUAGGAGCUACCGGCAGUAAAUUAUACCCCUGGACAACUAGAAGAAAAUUAGACAUUGGAAGAGGCCAAGUGACCCGCUCCUUCCUGGUCAUUCCCGAGUGCCCCGCACCCCUCUUAGGAAGAGACUUGUUAACCAAACUUAAGGCUCAGGUCCAGUUCACCCCUAGUGGGCCGGAAAUUACUUGGGGAGAAACUCCUGUAACUUGUUUAACAGUCCAGUUGGAAGAAGAAUAUCGCCUCCACUAGCCUAAGCUCAGUCAAACAGUCGCCCCAGAAUGGCUCGACAAAUACCCUAAGGUAUGGGCGGAACAGACUGGAGUAGGCAUGGCAAAAAGAGUGCCUCCAGUAGUGGUGGAGCUCAAAGGGGGCGCUUCACCCAUCUCAGUUAGGCAAUACCCCAUGAGCAGGGAAGCGAAGGAAGGAAUUCGACCCCACAUUAAGAAGCUUUUGCAGCAAGGCAUCUUGGUGCCCUGCCAGUCUCCUUGGAAUACCCCUCUCCUACCAGUACGAAAACCCAGCACCGGUGAUUAUCGCCCAGUGCAGGACUUGAGGGAAGUCAUCUGGAGGGUCCAGGACUUACACCCUACUGUACCAAAUCCUUACAACUUGCUCGCUUCCUCCCUCCCACCAGAUCGGGUGUGGUAUACCAUGCUAGACUUGAAAGAUGCCUUCUUCUGUCUCCGGCUCCACCCUAACAGUCAAUUGCUGUUUGCCUUUGAAUGGAGAAACCCGGAAGGGAGACAUACAGGCCAGCUGAUGUGGACCAGACUGCCUCAGGGAUUUAAAAACUCCCCAACGCUAUUUGACGAGGCGCUCCACAGGGACUUGGCUACCUUCAGGGCUCAAAAUCCUCAAGUCUCGCUCUUGCAGUACGAUGAUGACCUGUUCUUAGCUGCGGCCACUAAGGAGGCAUGUGAGCAGGGAACUGGUAGGCUCCUCGAGGAACUGGGUGAGUUGGGAUACCAGGUAUCAGCAAAAAAAGCGCAGCUGUGUUGCACUGAAGUGACCUAUCUAGGAUAUAUACUGAAAGACGGAAAGAGGUGGCUAACGGAGGCAAGAAAAAGGACAGUGGUCACUAUCCCAGUGCCUACAACUCCGAAACAGGUACGAGAAUUCCUGGGGACAGCAGGUUUCUGUAGGCUCUGGAUACCUGGUUUCGGGAGCCUGGCCGCCCCCCUGUACCCACUCACUCGAGAUCAAGCCGCUUUUGUCUGGACCCCAGAGCACCAGAGAGCUUUUGAAGGGAUAAAAACUGCCCUGCUCAUGGCCCCGGCCCUAGCUCUCCCGGACUUGACAAAACCAUUCACUUUAUAUGUAGAUGAACGAGCGGGUGUGGCUCGGGGAGUAUUGACGCAAACCCUAGGGCCAUGGAAAAGACCCGUAGCCUACCUCUCAAAGAAAUUGGACCCUGUGGCGAGCAGAUGGCCAUUGUGCCUGAAGGCUAUAGCUACAGUUGCUCUCCUGGUGAAAGAUGCCAACAAGCUCACUUUGGGACAAAAUGUAACUAUAAUCGCCCCUCAUGCCUUGGAAAGCAUCAUCAGGCAGCCCCCCGAUCGAUGGAUGACCAACACCCGGAUGACGCAUUACCAGAGCCUCCUGUUAAACGACCACAUCGCCUUCGCUCCUCCCGCCACUCUCAACCCGGCAACCCUUCUCCCCGAAACUAAUGAAUCUUCCCCAGUACACUCCUGUGUCGACCUGCUGGCCGAAGAAAUCGGAAUUCAAAAGGACCUGUCAGACUUGCCCUGGCCAGGAACACCGAGUUGGUACACAAAAGGUAGCUGUUUUAUGGUUAAUGGAAAGAGAAGGGCCGGAGCGGCUGUGGUAGACAGGAAAAAAGUAAUCUGGGCCAGCAGUCUGCCAGAGGGAACUUCGGCACAGAAGGCGGAGCUCCAAGCCUUAACAAAGGCUCUCGAGCUAGCAGAGGGAAAAGCCAUAAACAUCUGCACUGACAGUAGGUACACGUUCACCACUGCCCACUUUCAUGGGGCUAUCUAUAAACAAAGGGGGCUCCUGAUGUCUGCUGGUAAAGAAGUUAAGAAUAAAGAAGAAAUUCUCACUCUCUUAGAAGCUGUACAUUUGCCCAAAAAGGUGGCUAUUAUCCACUGUCCCGGGCAUAAAAAAGGAAAAGACUCAGUAGCAGUGGGAAACAGAAUGGCUGACCAGACCGCAAAGUUGGCGGCACAAGGGGCAGUCUCCCUUGCUCUGAACGUACCACAAGGAGAAAAAGAAGAAGGCCCCUCAGAAGGGAAAAUAAUCUUACCCCAUCAAGAGGGAGAGGUCUACGUAAGAGCUAUCCACCGUAUGACUCAUUUAGGGGCAAGAAAACUGUGCGACUUAAUUAAAACCUCAAGCUAUCACCUCAAAUUACAGUCUAUAACUGAACAAAUAACCAAGUCCUGCAGAGCUUGCACCCUAACAAAUGCUAGCCACUCAUCUUUUGAACCAGGGAAGCGACUACGGGGAGACAGACCUGGAGUCUAUUGGGAGGUAGAUUUCACAGAAGUCGUUCCUGGCAGAUAUGGUAACAAAUACCUCUUAGUUUUCAUAGAUACUUUUUCAGGCUGGGUUGAAGCCUUUCCUACUAAGAGUGAAACCGCCCAAAUACUGACGAAGAAAAUCUUAGAAGAAAUCCUGCCCCGGUUCAGAAUUCCAAAGGUAAUCGGUUCAGACAACGGGCCUGCAUUCAUCGCCAAGGUAAGUCAGGGAUUGGCCAAGCAAUUGGGGACUGAUUGGAAAUUACAUUGUGCAUAUAGACCCCAAAGCUCAGGACAGGUAGAAAGAAUGAAUAGAACUUUAAAAGAGACCCUCACGAAAUUGGCUGUUGAGACCAGCGGGAAAGACUGGGUGACCCUCCUUCCCUUUGCGCUCCUCAGGGUUCGAAACACCCCGGGGCGUUUUGGACUUUCCCCUUUUGAAAUCCUCUAUGGGGAACCGCCCCCUUUAGCCGGGCCAGGCGGAGUAUUGGACCCCGCCCUGGAUCCUCAUUCACCUUCUGCUCUGUUUAUUCACCUCAAGGCUCUGGAAGCUGUCCCCACCCAGAUCUGGAUCCGGAUCAAAGAGGCCUAUGCACCUGGAACUCCCGUAAUACCCCAUGGGAUUCAAAUAGGCGAUCUAAUUUUGGUCAGGAGACAUCGGGCGAGUAACCUCGAACCCAGGUGGAAGGGACCCUAUCUGAUACUGUUGAUCACCCCGACGGCUGUCAAGGUGGAUGGAAUUGCAGCCUGGAUUCACGCUUCUCACGUGAAGAAAAUCCCCGUUGAACAGAGUGAUGAGUGGAGAGUGGAAAAGACCGAUAACCCUCUUAAGCUUCGCUUGCACCACCUUACUCGCCCGGAGCAGUAA
Messenger RNA from Suncus etruscus (white-toothed pygmy shrew), 5091 nucleotides. RefSeq lists its product as uncharacterized. Gene Ontology annotation, molecular function: RNA-DNA hybrid ribonuclease activity; nucleic acid binding; zinc ion binding. Lineage: Eukaryota; Metazoa; Chordata; Mammalia; Eulipotyphla; Soricidae. The record is from RefSeq and is a predicted model, not a curated record. Gene Ontology annotation, biological process: proteolysis; virion assembly; DNA integration.